CUCCCGCGCACCACCACCGCCUCCCCCAACUCCCAGCCGCUCACCCGCACCCACACCAGCAUCCCCAGAGCGCAAGCAAGCAGGACAAGAAGCGCAGACCGCACGACCACAACCCAGCCCCGCCGCGCGCAUCACUUAGGCGUCCAGGCGGACCAUGAUGCGACAAGACGACGAGACGAGACGAGACGAGGCGCCCAGCAUAUCACGGCCUUGCGGCCUUGCGGCUGCGUUGAAGCGCUGGCGCCGAACUCUCGCGCUGCGCGGAGUUGCGCGCAGCUUGCUGGAGGAGCGCGCUGAUGUGCGAUCAAGGUUGGGCCUGGUGCGUAGGGCGAGCCGGGCCGUUUUGCGCUUCUACCUACCUAGCUACCUACCCGCUGCAACAACUCCCCUCCCUCCAACGCACCCGCGCUCUCAGUCUCAGCCCUGCCACCAAACAAACACGCGCGCGCGCAAGAGAGUCCGUCCUCGCCUCGUCGGCAACCGGCGCGCCGUCGGUGCCCAUGCCUGGCGAUCUGCGCGGCACGGCAGCAAGGCGAGCGCAGCGAAACGCCUCCCUCAAUUUCGCGUCCUUGCUUUUAACUCUCUCUUUCUUCCCCGCAAUAACCUACUACUAAUGGUGGCGGCUGGUGCGACGGCGGCGGGGCUUGGCGGGUCGUGGUGAUGGUGGGGCUGGGUGGCUGGUGUUUAGGUAUGAUGAUGCUGGUGGC
Messenger RNA from Aplosporella prunicola CBS 121167, 707 nucleotides. RefSeq lists its product as uncharacterized. Lineage: Eukaryota; Fungi; Ascomycota; Dothideomycetes; Botryosphaeriales; Aplosporellaceae. Bases 155 to 661 code for a protein of 168 amino acids. The transcript is spliced from 2 exons. The record is from RefSeq and is a predicted model, not a curated record.